Selaginella moellendorffii is the source of this 1736-nucleotide messenger RNA. RefSeq lists its product as uncharacterized. The record is from RefSeq and is a predicted model, not a curated record. Lineage: Eukaryota; Viridiplantae; Streptophyta; Lycopodiopsida; Selaginellales; Selaginellaceae. The coding region runs from base 37 to 1341 and encodes 434 amino acids. The transcript has 11 exons.
AUGAUCGCCCAUGGCUAGGGUUCUUAGGGUUUUGUGAUGCGUGGCGCUGGACGAUCGGGGAAGGGUGGCGCCGGGAAUAGCCGUGCUGCUGGACGAUCGGGGAGGGGCGGCGCUGGACGAUUGGGGAAUGGCGGCGUUGGCGCCGGCGCAAGAACAGAUCCUGAGGACAAAGACGGCAAACAGCCUCUUGCUGCGCCUGAGGACGAAGAAGGGAAACGGCCUCUUUCCGCUGAAGGUGGUGAGGUACCUGUGCUUGCACCCAACGGCGAAGGAAAACCGCCUCACGGUGGUAAUGUGCUGUGUGCAGUUAAAUAUCGAGACAUGAGCUUCUCGAUGAGGUAUAAUGGCACAACCGCAGGAUUUUUCCAGCGAAUCAAGCUCUGCUGUGGGCUCAAUGAAGGAAUGCUUCUCAUAAACGGUAAAAUGUUCUCAUCUAGUUUCUCUGGUGAGCUGGUAAAGAUCAAGGGGACUGUCAUUGUAUUGGGGAAAAGCAUUAUUGAAGAAUAUGACAACAUCGCUGAAGAAGUUAUUGAGGAAGCUUGCGAACUGAUGGAAGCUACGAAGGAUCCCCCAAGAUGCGAACGUGAAUACCUUACCUGUUUAUCCCGAGAUCCAGAAAUCAACAUCCUGAAGCUCGUAUACUCCUGGAGGUUCGGAUGCAGGGUGUCUAAACGACUUGACACUGUCGACUGUGAAGCUCUCAUUCAGAAGCGAGAAGACCGUUCGAUAAUCUUGUUGCAGAUGAGAGAUUCGGACACAGAAAACCUACUCCCAUACGACACUGUCAAACAUCGAUUGACACAUUUGGCCUGCCACUUGGAUCAUCCUCUUCAUGACGAUCAGUUUGAAGAAAAAGUGAAGGAUGCGACAAGGCUUCAACACUCAGUUAGCAUGUCUAUCUGGGUGAAACACGCUGAGAAGAAGUUAACAGCCGAUGUUGCUCGCUUGAUUGGUGCUGAUUCUGAGGGUGCUUUGGGGGCUAUACCAGAACUGUUACGGCCACCUGUCUUUGUGAUUCAAGCGAUCGUAAGUUCCCAUGCUGGUCGCGGGUGGUCGUUGGAAUUGUUCGCUCUCGGUAUCUUAAUGGGUGUCCACCGGCGAAUUGAGGCAACAGCCCCAGACGACUUUCUGAUAGUCAAGAAUGCUGCCUGUGCUGUCAUGGUAAAAAAUCAUAGAUUUCUCUCGUUGUUGGCUGGUGCUGAUGUGCAAGGACCAUUACUUCAGUUUGUUGGAAUCGACGCAGACGCUGAUCUCAGUGAUCUGGAGCUUGUUUUGAGAUCGUGGAUGUGUUACCUCUACAUUGUCACGAGAGAACACUGCUCAAAGCUGACGAAACACUAAGGCUCCCCUUGAGCGCGACAUAGGAAAGCGCUGUAUAAAUUCUCUCCUCAAGAGAUGUAAAGUCCGGCUUCACAAUUAUGACAGGCGAAUUUUGGGAAUUUGGCGAAUUUGGCGAGUUUUUGUUUUUCUCCCGCAGCGGCUACUCGUUGUCCUCCCUCUUAUCCAAGUGUACAAAGUCUCGUAAGCUCUCAGCUCUCCCCAAGCUUCCAUGUCCGCGGGGGAAAACUUUGUAGAACUCCGGCGCAAGAAGCAGCUCUUGGCAUACGUGUUGGCCGCUGUCUUUGGCCUCAUCAUCCUGAUAAAGGUAGUGCCUUUCGUGGAUAAAAGUGUUGGACAUUUAGUGUGUGAGUGGGUGAUAGAUGGCAAACUCGUCAAAUUUUUUUGUUCUCUUUGGA